AUGGGUACUAAAGGUCACGGAAGUUGGACGCUCUCGGUGAUAAAGGCGGUGACAAGCCAGCGCUUAAUUCUAUCACUACUUUUGUUAGCUGCGGUCUAUAAGCUCGUAAGAUUUCUAUCGGAUGAUGGCAAAGACUUUCUCAUUACAAAAUCGGUGAACCAAAAGAUUGUUUUACGACAUGAUGUGAGCUUUGAGAACAAAAUGCUCCAUCCAAAGUCUCUCUUUUACCAGCGAGGAGAAAACUUUGAUUGGGGAGUUCGAAGAGAGUAUGGAAUUGUUACAAGCAUGCACAAUCGAGCGGUGGCGAUGGGCGUCUCACUCAUUCGAGAGUUACGGUGUCUUGGGAACCACGAGCUCGUACAAGUGUAUCAUUGUAACUCGGAACUUUCGGAGCAGCAUCGGAAUCUACUGCUAAGUGUGGACAACCGACUGGAACUUGUGGAUGUGUGUGGCGACUUGGUGGCGAAAGGAGUACUUAACCAAACAAUAUCGGACACGUUUCGCAAUUGGUGGAUUAAACCUUUGGCUAUGUAUCAUACUGAUGUACGUCAUGUGAUGCUCAUGGAUAUCGAUGACAUCAGUAUCACUGACCCAGCAAAAUUACGAGAUCUUAAACCAUACAAAACAACAGGUACAACAUUUUUCUACGAUCGAGUCCACUCGAAUUGCCACGAGCACGUUAACGGCAUGGAUGGAACUGAUCACUACUUGAAGAAGCUCCUUGCGACAUUUGAUUAUGAACGUUUUAACGUUACAAAAGGUUAUUCUCCAUCACAACAAGUAUUACGAUCUUUCGCAUACACGGGGAAAACUUGUCAUGAGAUGGAUUCCUCUCUUGUGCUGAUUGAUAAAAAGCGUGCGGGGUCAAAAGUUAUGGACAUCAUGUAUUGGUUUAUCACUGAAGAGCGAUUUCGUUUUCGCUAUUCAUUUGGUGACAAGGAAACAUUUUGGUUAGCAUUUGAAAUGGCACAUGCCCCGUAUGCUUUCUCGCCGUGGGGAGUUAGUGGCGUGUCCUCCUUUCCAAACCGUGAUAUGGAAUUACACCCGAAUACACUUUGUGGAAGUAUCUUGCACUACAUGCCUGUAGACGAUGAUAUUCCUGAAAUUUUAUACGUGAAUGGCAAAGCGCUUCUCGAUCCGUAUCCAGAAGGACUUCAGGAAGUGCCUAAGGCACGAUGGAACAAUAUGUUUAACGCUUUUCCCACUCACAUGACACCACGGCUACCAAGAACUGUUUUAAAAAAGUUUGGAGAUGAAGAUCACAUUUACUCCGAGUGCCUUAUCGAUUUGGGCUCUACUCCAUUGCCUAAACAAUUUACUGCUUCCUUACUACGUCGCCGUUUUCAUUAUUGGGGAGUUCAAUCUGGAAUGCUCGCAACUCUUCAACUCUGCGAUACUUAUCAUUAG
Molecule: messenger RNA, 1407 nt
Organism: Plasmopara halstedii
Lineage: Eukaryota; Oomycota; Peronosporomycetes; Peronosporales; Peronosporaceae
Exons: 1
Coding region: 1-1407 (468 amino acids)
Biological process (GO): protein O-linked glycosylation
Cellular component (GO): Golgi apparatus
Molecular function (GO): alpha-1,3-mannosyltransferase activity
Source: RefSeq, a predicted model, not a curated record